Tripterygium wilfordii is the source of this 1170-nucleotide messenger RNA. RefSeq lists its product as uncharacterized. Lineage: Eukaryota; Viridiplantae; Streptophyta; Magnoliopsida; Celastrales; Celastraceae. Bases 1 to 1170 code for a protein of 389 amino acids. The record is from RefSeq and is a predicted model, not a curated record. The transcript is spliced from 7 exons.
AUGACAUACGCUAUAUCCAAAAGCCAGAGUCUAAAGAUGCAGAAUCUUUUGAAGCGCCUGAACAAGCCUCAUGUCAAAUCUAUCAAGAGUCCAGAUGGAGAUAUAAUUGAUUGCGUUCUUAUUCACAACCAACCGGCUUUUGAUCAUCCUUUACUCAAGAACCAUACAAUUCAGAUGAGACCGAGUUCUUUCCCAAAGGAGGAUACCAUCUUCCCGAGAGAGUCGAAGGAAGUAUCGUUUGAACAAGUAUGGCACUCGAAGGGAAGUUGUCCAGAAGGUACAAUUCCUAUCAAAAGAGUAACCGAAGAAGACAUACUGAGAGCAAGCUCUAUCCGAAGAUUCGGAAUGAAGGAGCCUGGCACCUUCCCUCCAUCAUCAAGACCUGGAGUAGUAGGCAACAAUGAAGAUCCGGGCGAUGACCAUGAGUAUGCAGUAAGUUAUACGCCAAACGGCGAGUAUUAUGGUGCUAAGGCAACUAUGAACUAUUGGGAACCUUUUGUUCAAGAUGUUAAUGAAUUCAGCUUAUCUCAAUUGUGGGUAGUAGCAGGUCCUGAUUCUAAAGUCAAUUCGAUUGAAGCUGGUUGGCAUGUCUACCCAGAUCAAAAUAAAGAUGACAAGACACGACUAUUUAUUUUUUGGACUAGUGAUGGAUAUGAAUCAACGGGUUGCUACAAUCUGCAAUGCCCAGGCUUUAUCCAAACCAACAAGAAUGUAAGCCUGGGUGCCUUUAUUACUCCUGUAUCCACCUAUGAAGGUAGCCAAUAUACUAUCACUAUACAUGUUUGGAAGGAUCUCAAAGACGGCAACUGGUGGUUGAGUUAUGGAGAUGGCAAGGUGUUGGGAUACUGGCCGGCGUCACUCUUCACCUACUUGGAGGAUAGUGCCUCAACGGUUCACUGGGGAGGAGAGAUUGUGAACUUAAAGGUAGGCGGGAGACACACCCUAACAGAUAUGGGGAGUGGGCAUUUCCCAAUAGAAGGUUUUGGCAAAGCCAGUUAUUUUAGAAACCUUCAAAUCGUUGACAAAACCAACACUCUACGGACUCCUCAAGGAAUCACCACCUUAACAACCCAUGAAUCCUGCUACAACAUCAAACUCUAUGAAGACAGUCCAAAUUGGGGCACUUAUUUUUACUAUGGCGGUCCUGGUCGAAAUCCUAAUUGCCCAUGA